AGCGAGUUCGUCGUUUGACACGGCGACGCAGUCGGCAACGACGACAACAAAAAAAAAUAUUUCUAGCUUCUCGAGACUACCGGAGGAAACGGCAGGCUACUCGGCUUUGUGCUUUGUUUUCGUUGUUUUCCACCCUAACAUAUUCACUUCAAUAUUCUUUUCUUUCGUUCCCCCUCUUUCCCCUCUUUCCCCUCCUUCCUCCUUCCUCUCCUCUCUCUCUCUUUCAAAGGUUGCGCCUGUCUCACACAGCCACGCAACGACCGAAAAAUGGGCGCUUCUGUGUCCUCCUUUGACAGCGUUGCCGACGCGCGCUCAAGCAUCAGCGGUGCGACGACUGCGGCCCCUCCCCGCUCUCCUGCGGUCGAGGAUACAGCUGGGCAUGUAGAGAUGGAGGCGAUGCUGCGUGGUCCGACGCCGUCAGUGCAGCUGCUGGGCAGCCUCGUUGAUUCAGAGGUGACGGACUCCACUGCUGCAGCGGAUGUCGUUUCCGUGUUUUGUCUCGACGCAUCGAAGCAGAGUCUUCUGCGUCUGCGUGAGGUGCUAGAGACCCCUGUGACGGAUCGCGCUGCCGCUUUCCAUCGAAUUUCCAUGAACUCCACCGGAGUGCUGCUCAACGCACCAGCCGCUACGUCGCUGCAGACGCUGAAGUCGUUCUUGCUGAGUCACACGGGUGAAGGGCGAGUGGGACGUGGGGACGACAGCUGUCGCUGCAGCGCCGAACCGCCCUCCUCCCUACACGUAUUUGCGCUGAAGGACCCGACGCUGGUGGUCGACGGCGUUGACGGCCCCGUUGUCGUGACGCGUGAGAUGUCUGCCGAUUUGCUGAUUCCACUUGCCAGUUCGGUGGACCUCGCCACGCUUGGCCGCGACCCCACGCUGCUGGCCUUCACUUCCGCGGAGGCCAACGCCGCAGCGGGCGCGUCGUUGUCGUGUGCGGGGAGAGGCAAUGGGACGGCCGCGCCGCCCAGCGAAGUGGCGGAACCAACAGAAGGGGAUGCGCCGGCUGCUUCGAAGUCUUCUCCUUCGGUCCCUGCCACUGCAGCUGCGGUGCCGCGCACCGUUGUGCUGCUCUACUCCCGUGAUGCUCGCUUCGGUAUGGACGGUGGGAUAAUGCUGCUCAUUGGCUGCUGCGUGGCGCUUUGUGCCUGCAUCGCCGCGGGUGUCUGCUGCUGCAUGACGUCAAAAGGCAAGAACAACCAGUCGCAGCAGCAGCCCGGCAACAUGAAUGGCGGGAAGCCGAACUACAACAACAAUAAUCAGCAGUAUUACGGUGACAACAACAAUAACCAGCAGUACAACGGCAACGGCGGUAACUACGGCAACCCCUACGCGCCGACGGGGUACGACAAUAAUAAUACGAACUACAACCCACCCGCAAACGGCUACGGCGUGCCACCCAAUGCGUAUGGAAACAACACAAAUAACCCGAACCCCUACCAGAAUCAAUAUCAGCAGCAGCCGCAGCCGCAGCCGCAGCCGAACAUGAAUAAUAAUCCGGGAUACUACAACACAGGAGUUCAGCAGCCAGGCGCGGCGCCGUUGUAG
Leptomonas pyrrhocoris is the source of this 1545-nucleotide messenger RNA. RefSeq lists its product as hypothetical. The record is from RefSeq and is a predicted model, not a curated record. The transcript has a single exon. NCBI's taxonomy places the organism in Eukaryota, Euglenozoa, Kinetoplastea, Trypanosomatida, Trypanosomatidae. Bases 268 to 1545 code for a protein of 425 amino acids.